Messenger RNA from Cladocopium goreaui, 1557 nucleotides. NCBI's taxonomy places the organism in Eukaryota, Dinophyceae, Suessiales, Symbiodiniaceae. The record is from the annotation of a GenBank genome assembly.
AUGUCUGAUGCUCACAAGUACAACUUUGUAUGUGAGCAUGUGGAGGAAACAUCCCAGAUGACGAAGGAGUUUCUCCUCACAGUUUAUAGCAAGGGCCAUGGCAUCCCCAAUGAGUUGUCGCUGUAUGAUACCAAAUCCAAACGACUGUUCCUGAAAAGAGGGGUUUAUGACCAAGAUGGUGCCUUCCGUUUGGAGGAUCUUUUCAUCGGAGCCGAAGUCACAGUUUGUGCCAGAAAAAUGAAGAUAGUUUCCUUUGCAGACAAGCCAACUGAAGCCUUUUUCCAGAAGAGCGCAGGGCAGGUCUACACCGUCAUCUGUGGUAAUGCCAUGGCGCAGUUGGGGGACUACUUCCUGGCAGCGUACGAGACGGGCUUCACCAUCAAGCGGGUGAAGACACUUGCCGAUGCCGGAGAAAUGGCUGUUCAUUUGGAACUGGUGGGCCAAGGGGCAGAUGUUUGGCAGGAGGUCACUGCGCAGGUGGCGGAUUCGGCGAUCCAGACGGAGACUUCUGGACCUGCAAGUGAGAAGGUCUUUGCCAGAAAGGAUAGCUCCGCUAUCUUCGAGGGUUGUUCCCUAUGUAUCAUCAGGCCACAUGCAGUGCGAGAAGGGAAGACUGGGCUAGUGAUCAAUGCCAUCAUGGAAGCAGGGCUGCAGAUCUCUGCGAUGCAGAGCUUUGUGCUCCUCAAAAGCCAAGCAGAGAACUUCUAUGAGGUUUACAAGACUGUCCUUCCAAGCGCCCAGUACUCUGCCAUGAUCACUGAGUUGGCUUCAGGAACCUGCAUUGCGAUGGAGGUACGAGGUGAAGAUGUGGUUCCAAGGUUGCGGGAACUCUGUGGGCCCUUUGAUAUCGAAAUUGCGAGGCACCUGCGGCCCAGCACGAUCCGUGCCCUUCAUGGCAGAGACAAUGUCCACAACGUGGUACACUGCACCGACUUGCCAGAGGUCUGGAAAGCUUCACAGAAUGGGCUGAUGUUCAGCUUGCUUUGCGGCCUCUGGCAAUGGUUUCUUCAAAAGGAGGAGUCGAGAAGGGAGCGGCGCAUGGUUUUGCUGGGCGUGGACAACGCGGGGAAGACCACCACUCUCGAGCAGCUCAAAGCGUUGUUCGGACUGAAGGCCAUGGCGCCUGAGAGGAUACCGCCGACAAUUGGUUUCAAUAUCGGUCGAAUCCAGAUCGACAAAGUCAUUGCGGUUUUUUGGGACCUCGGUGGUCAUGCGUCUUUUCGCUCGGUCUGGCACAAUUACUACCCCGAAGUGCAAGGGGUGAUGUUCGUGGUGGACUCGGCAGACCCAGGGCGUUUGGAGGAAGCCAAGCGCACACUGCUAGAGGUGAUCGACCAUGAGCAGCUCAAGGGAGUGCCGUUGCUGUGCUUGGCUAACAAGCAAGACAAACCGGAUGCCAUGAGCGUGCAGGAGCUCUCUCGUUUUUUCGAGUUCGAGCGGCUGUUCAGCGACAGGUCUUUCCACGUGCAUCCUUGCUGUGCCCUUCAGGGACAGGGCCUUGAGGCUGCAGUCAGGUGGCUCCUGGCAGAGGCGGACAAGUUCGAGAGGAAACUUUGA